Molecule: messenger RNA, 1137 nt
Organism: Acanthisitta chloris (rifleman)
Lineage: Eukaryota; Metazoa; Chordata; Aves; Passeriformes; Acanthisittidae
Gene: HENMT1
Product: HEN1 methyltransferase homolog 1 (Arabidopsis)
Exons: 6
Coding region: 1-1137 (378 amino acids)
Biological process (GO): RNA methylation; siRNA processing; piRNA processing
Cellular component (GO): cytoplasm; nucleus
Molecular function (GO): O-methyltransferase activity; RNA methyltransferase activity
Source: RefSeq, a predicted model, not a curated record
AUGGAUAAGAACUUUCAAGAAGAAGAGAUGGCACAAAUUACUAAAUUUACACCUCCUUUGUACAAACAACGCUACCAGUUCGUUAAAGAUUUAGUGGAGAAAUACAAGCCCAAGAAGGUGGCAGAUUUAGGAUGUGCUGAUGGCUCACUUCUCAGGAUGCUGAAAUUCUGCAGUUGCAUUGAAGUGUUAGCUGGGCUAGAUAUCUGUGCAAGUGUAAUGGAAGAGAAAAUGUAUACAUUGUCUCCUCUUCCUAUUGAUUAUUUGCAACCACCUGAAAGAUCCCUAACCAUUACCUUGCAUCAGGGUUCAGUUGCCCAUAAAGAUCCUUGCAUGCUUGGUUUUGACUUGGUGACAUGUAUUGAACUAAUAGAACACCUGGAAGAGUCAGAGCUGAAGAAGUUUCCCGAGGUGGUGUUUGGUUUCAUGGCUCCAGACAUAGUUGUGAUUAGUACUCCAAAUUCAGAAUUUAACCCUUUGUUACCAGGAGUGAUCUUAUACAGGCACCCAGACCACAAAUUUGAAUGGAACCAAGCACAAUUCCAAGGCUGGGCCCUAGAGGCUGCUAGAUGCUAUGAUUACUCAGUGGAAUUUACUGGUGUAGGGCACCCACCGACAGGAAUGGAGAGUGUUGGGUUUUGUACCCAAAUAGGUGUGUUUCUUCGAAAAUAUCCUCAAACCAGUAAACCUGUUCACUCUGAGAAACCCACUGAAGCAGUUUACAAAACAGUCUUCAAAGCAGUGUAUCCAAGCCUUAAAGAUGAGAAGUACUUGCAGAAUGCAGUGGUCAAUGAAGUUACUUUCACAGCACAAAUCAUUAAGCACCGUUUCAUGUCAAAACAUGAGGAGUAUGGUGAUGGUCCUGAGAGAAAAUCCAAAUUCCAACCUUCAGUGAACUAUUUUUCGGACUUUCUUGGAAAAUUGGUUGUUGAAAAAAACAUGGAACCAUUUGUCAGUGGAAAUGUGGUUUAUGUACCUCUCACAACUAUCUUUUCUUUUCCCAAAGUGAAUCGACUUUGUGGUACCUUUGAGAAGUUAUGCAAACUUAUUGCAGGCAAGGUCACCAUGAGCAGUGAUGGUUCUGCUGUGAUGCUCAGUACUGAAUAUGAAGAGAAUUAUAUCACAGAUUUCUCACACUAA